AUGGAUUCCUCCCAUAAAAUAUCUCCGAUUGAAUCCGCCACAACUAAUGUUCUUACAGUGUCGGACAUAACCAAAGUGAGCUGGUGCAAGUACACUUAUACUUGUUCUGGAGACAAACUCCACUCCUUUGUCACUUCCGCCCCACAACGGUCGUCGUCGUCCACAACAGAAUUCGACAGUUUAUCAUGUAUCUACGAUCCAAUAAUCAUUAAUUAUUUGGAAUUAUUAGAGAAGGGUAUACCGUGUACGUGGAAAUUUAAGGACGAAAAAGAAAAUAACUUUGAAAUAGUAUUCACCGAUAAAACGUUGGUCCGAGAGUUGUAUGUCUUCUGGCUUGGAGAUGCCGAUCGUCAUUCGGUCCUAAAAAAUUUAACUCGGCUUGAGGAUUGCGGAGCAUUUGACUGGGAGAGCUUUGAAAGUUCAUCAACACAAUUUGACCUUUUUAUAAGGUCAUUAAAAAAUAUAAUAAGCCGGGAAAGGUGCAAUGCCAAUUGGGGAAUGGCAUUUAUUUCCGAAAUAUCAACAAAAAGUGUACGAAAGCCAGUUAUCAAAUAUCAAGGUUUACGUCCAUUAUCAUCAUCUGAUUUUUCUUCAACGUCAGAGGAAAUUCAAGUCUUGUUGGUGCCCUCAGGAAUUAGAGCAACCCUUUUACCAUAUCGUCGUUAUGAAUCUGAUGACAUUGCAGUUGUCUUGAACGAAUUCAAAAAUUUAUUUGGGCUGGACUUGUCAAAUCUGGAAGAUGACACAUCGAUACCUGCAUUAGUUCAUAUACAAAUUACGUAUGACAAUACUACCAAAGACCUUCCAUACCCUGCAAAGGGUAUUUACGUUAUAACUGAUAUCAAUAAUAGCUAUCGUUGGGAGGCUCAAGAUUCAGGGAUGUUACCAGAAGUUUUUAGUAACGUUAUCGAACAAAGGUAUAAGCCAAGCGAAAGAUGGCAAUAUAAUGAUCAUUCAAAAGAGAUUACGCAGAUCUUGAAACAUAAAAAUCCCAAUGAUUUAAACGCUUCUUCUCCUGGAGUAGACACAACAAUGACGCCUAAUACUCCUGGAAUGGGUAAUGGUACAUCAAGUGCCAGCUCGCCAGGGCAUAAUCUGAGUGCCAACCGGUCAUCAAAGAAGAGGUCUUCGGGAGAAACAAAGGCUUAUCCGUCGCCCCCGGAUGUUAUGCCGUCCAAUGAUGUUCAACAGCAGCUACAAAAUGAUGAAAUAUUACAUCUACCUGAUCUCAGUGCAGAAUUGCUGGAUUUUGAUAUUGAUAUCGAGGGUGAAGUGAUGCAAGACGAUUUCGAUUCUUUUGAUAAAAACCCGCAAACCAUUUCUUCAACAAUAAACUAUCAUACGGCUUCGCCUUAUUUAUCUACAACUAAUGAAGACUCCCCAUCUAUUGUUCAAAAUCAAACUUCUUUAGUCGAGCACAAUCAACUAAAAAUUGAUCAUGAAAUUAAACUUGAGAUAAGCAAAGUUAGAUUCAGAUAUUGUCCUGAGGAUUAUUCUCCAUUAAUAUUUCACAACGAAGUUGACAUGUCUAAAUAUAUGCCUGGAGGGAAGUUUUGUCAUUCUACAAACCGUAAAAAACGAAAGCGAGAUUUCUUAUAUACUCCAGAAUAUAAGCCUGCUUGGGUUGUUGAAGCUAAAAAAUCCAAAACGUUAGAUGAUAAUUCAAAUCCUUUUUAUAGGCAAAAAAAGCAAAAAGAGGCGAAAUAUGUAUAUUCUUCGAGCAAACGUAACACUAAUCGUAUUAGUGAGAGCAGUGAAAGUGAGUCGUCUGGAACUGACACAGAAUCCGACAGUGAUUCUGAAUGGGACCCUCUUGAGAUUGUUUCAAAUCGUCGCAAGUUAGAUUUCUUAAAUGCUGGACGUCUAAGUAUGAUAUUUAAUGUUUACGAUCUUCAUGAGCGACGGCAACUUCGACGCUUGAUAGAUCGCGAAGUUUGCAAUGAUAAACAAUCCAAGUUAGCAUUACAGUUCCUUCGAGAACAAAUAGUUGGUGGUUCGUAUCCUUUUGGUGCAGGAAUCCAUGGUGAUGGCGAGAGUACACAUGAGUUUAUCGAAUCACGAAGGCGGAUUUUGGAAAUUCUUGGUGGUGCUCUUCCAUCAGAGCGGCAAGAAAUCACUUUGUCAUUAAAGAAGGCUGUUGAAGAAAUUUCUGAUCAAUUUCCACUUUCAGAAAAGCAUUCAAAGUUGUCUGUUAUUGGGCCGCUGUCGGUUCAAGAUUAUUAUAACUUAAAUGCUACGGAUAAUAAGGAUUCGGAGCCGAAUUUCAAAGCGUUCAAGACACCUGAUGUAAUUGUAUGCGCCGAUGAAUUUCUUAUUGAGACUUCCCCGGAGAUCGUCAAGUAUUGGGAUAAGCACAACCUCACUCCUUUUGCUGAUAGAAAGGAUAUUAAAUACUUUGUUUUCUAUCCAGAUAGUGAGUCACUAAAGUUUCAUGUGGAAAAUUUUUUCAACGAACUGCGAGUCCAGUAUGAGCUUCAUUGUGUUUUAGGAAAACAUGAACCUGCAACUAUGAAAAGCUUCAAACAGGGCAUGGUACCCAUUCAAUUAGCGUCAAGUCAAGAAACAGAACUUGAUCGAAUGAUUCGCAGUUAUGAAACAACUUGUGAAAAUUUUGGCCGUUCAUUGGCACAACAUAUUGCUAACUUUGGAAAAACGCAACUCGUAAUAUAUCUUGUCAACCCAUUUGAUCAUCCGACGGCUAGUUAUGAUAUUUUUAAGUGUUAUGCUAAACUUUAUAUGUCACUUGAAAAUUCAUUGAAAUCUGUCUCAAAAAAUGUAUUGAACAAUGUAAUUCCACAACUCAUACCGAUUGAUCAUAUUGUUCGAUUCGAUAAAAAUUGUAUUAGACCAUUCAAACUAAGGCCUGUUCUAAGGGAUUUGGCUUUCAGUGUAUACACACGUUCAAAAUCUUAUCGACCACUUUUUAUCUUACCUAAACCGUCUGUCGUUUCCGUCAGUUUCCAGUUGUCCAAUAUAGCUUCUCCAGUGAGAGAUCUUGUUGAAUACAACAAGAUUUUACACAUGUCAUAUGGUUUUAGCUUUGAUCAACGCAUUUUGAUCAUAGUUUGGGUUGAUAUGGAAGGUAAAAGGCUAGGAAGUUACUCAAUUCCAACUUAUGAUAAUAAAAAUCAAAUCAGCCUAGAAUCUUUAUAUAGAGAAGCUUGGAAUAGGACCUGCUCAUUUAGAAAGCACACUGGUGGUUUUAGACAAGUUAUAAUUACCAAAACCGGCAUUAUGAAGAAAGAAGAAAAAAAUUUAUGGGUUGAAGUCACAAAAGGAAUAAUGCCUAUCUUUAGCAUUAAUCUAGAUACGGCAUUUGAAAUUAAGCCGACGCUGGAUGAAAAUGUGCAGAAUUCAAAAGUAUUUGGUAUGGUUUUAAGUAAUCCUAUUCCAAGUAAAGACUUUCGAUCUGAAAUGACGGGCUUUUUGAUUGAAAUGAACAAUAAUGAGGCUGUAUCUAACACUAUUCAGGUGGAUCUUUUGUACAACCCAAGAACUGAUAACAUUAAAAGUACUAAUGUCAUGUGGGAUGUACUCAAUCAAUUCCAUGUACUUUCUUUCAUGGAGGUGGCGACAACUCGCAAAUGUUUACCAAUUCAUGUAUUGAUGGUAGAACGCUGUUGCAGAGAAUAUUUGGGUGUUCCCACUUAA
This is a messenger RNA of Funneliformis geosporum, 3651 nucleotides long. NCBI's taxonomy places the organism in Eukaryota, Fungi, Glomeromycota, Glomeromycetes, Glomerales, Glomeraceae. The record is from the annotation of a GenBank genome assembly.